Molecule: messenger RNA, 2835 nt
Organism: Colletotrichum orchidophilum
Lineage: Eukaryota; Fungi; Ascomycota; Sordariomycetes; Glomerellales; Glomerellaceae
Exons: 6
Coding region: 1-2835 (944 amino acids)
Cellular component (GO): plasma membrane
Molecular function (GO): calcium-activated cation channel activity
Source: RefSeq, a predicted model, not a curated record
AUGGGAAUCUCGCUCAAUGGCGGUGGCAAUGGCGAUGACCGAGUAGGUUCCGCUCGUGAUAACUCGACGGGGGGCGGAACCGUCAGCAAACUCAAGUUGGGUUCUGACUCGUCUUCGUUGAUGUCGCUCGUCAGCACAUUCAUCCCCGUGCUCAUCUACACCAUCGUGUGCCUGCUCAUCUUCUGGACGUUGCGGCGGAGGAGCCUCCGCGUUUACUCCCCGCGCACUAUCCUCAGAGACUUCUUCUCCCACGAGCAAAGCGUGCCGCUUCCGAAAGGAUGGCUCGACUGGGUGAAGCCGUUCUGGACGGUUCCGGACACAGACAUCCUGAACCGCUCCUCGCUAGAUGCCUUCCUCUUCCUCCGCUAUCUGAGGAUUCUUACGAUGAUCUGCUUCGUUGGUAUCUGCAUAACAUGGCCGACAUUGAUGACCAUCCAUGCCUGCGGCACUGGCGGGCUUUCGCAACUGGACCGCAUCACCAUUGGUAAUGUCCAGAACUCCAAGAUACUCUACGCCCACGCAGUGAUCGCGUGGGCCUUCUUUGGUAGGCACCCCUUAUCUUACACGACCCUUCUGCGCCUGUCCUCUCGGACGGUCAUGUUCGGCUGCGUUCCACCAAAAUACCAAGAUGCCGCACGCAUGCGAAAGUUGUUUGGCGACACUGUCAAAAACGUCUGGAUUCCUCGAGACACGAGCGACUUGGAGAGGCUGGUCAAGGAGCGAGACGAGACUGCGUUGCGAUUGGAAAAGGCAGAGAUUCGCCUGAUCAAAAUGGCCAACAAACGAAGGAACAAACAGCUAAAAGCGAUUCCCGCCGCUCUCCCCGAGACAGUCCCGAGUCCGUCAUCAAGCGGAAGCUCUGAACGGUCCGACGACCCCGAGAAAGGGUACCCGCAUCAGCAGAACACCGCCCUGCCCGACGUUAACGGCUCCGUCGCCGCACAAUGGAUCGGGGCCAGCGAGCGCCCCUACCACCGGCCCUUGGCCAACUUCUUCCGCCGAGUCGACACGAUCAAGUGGACUCGCUUGCGUAUCAAGGCACUCACACACCAGAUCAACAAGCUGCGCCGAGGCUUUCUCAAAGGCGAAGGCCGUCGGCUACCUACUGCUUUCGUCGAGUUCUCCUCCCAGGCUGAUGCCGAGCGCGCGUUUCAGACGCUGGCUCACAAUCGGCCGUUGCACAUGUCGCCGCGGUAUAUCGGUAUCCGACCCGACGAAGUGGUAUGGAGCUCCCUUCGGAUGCAGUGGUUUGAACGAAUCACCAGAGACUUCUUGAUGCGCGCAUUCAUCACGGCCGCCAUCGUGUUCUGGUCUAUUCCAUCAGCAAUUGUUGGUGCCAUCUCCAACAUCAAGUUCCUGUCAGAAACAUUCCCCUUCCUGGCAUGGAUUAGUAAGCUGCCCGACCCUGUCACUGGCAUCAUCAGUGGUCUACUGCCCGCGUUGGCAUUGUCGUUCCUCAUGGCCAUCGUGCCGUGGAUGUUGCGAGGCUGUGCCAGGCUUGCAGGCGUCCCCUCGCUCUCCCUGGUCGAACUCUUUGUACAACAUGCCUACUUCGCGUUCCAAGUGGUUCAGGUCUUCCUAAUCACGACUCUUACAUCCGCUGCAUCGGCGGCUCUGACACAAGUGCUGAAAGACCCUCUUUCAGCCAAGGACCUGCUGGCGGACAACCUACCCAAGGCCUCCAACUUUUACAUCUCCUACAUCCUUAUCCAGUGCCUCGCUGUCGGCGCUGCCUCUUUACUGCGGGCAUUCGAUAUUUUCCGUCAUCAUAUAAUGGCAAAGGGGUUCGAUAACCCUCGUGGACUAUUCAGGAUUUGGUCCAGAGAACGACCAGUGCAUUGGGGCGCAGUCUUCCCCGUUUUCACAAACAUGGGCGUCAUUGCCAUCAGCUACUCCUGUAUCGCGCCCGUCGUUCUCGGCUUUGCUACUGCUGGCCUUUACUGCAUGUACCUCGUCUACAAGUACAAUCUCCUCUACGUCAGCGACGCGUCCAUCGAUACCCGUGGCCUCGUGUAUCCACGCGCUCUAAUGCACCUCCUUGUCGGUCUCUAUCUCGCCACGAUCUGUCUCGUCGGUCUGUUCGCUUUGCGUUCAGCAUACAUUCCCAUGGUCCUCAUGAUCGCCUUCCUCGUCUUCACAGCAUUGGUUCACAUCUCCCUCAGAGAAGCUGUUGCCCCGCUUCUCUACAACAUUCCCCGAGCGCUGGCUCUGGAGAUGGAAGAGCUCGAUGGCGGUCCCGCCAUGGACUCCCCCAAGGAUGACUUCCUCACCGAUGCUGACAUCACCGCGGCAUACCCAGACUUCUUCGACCCUGGCGAAGAGAACGAAGGUCCGACACACGAGGUUAACGGAACUCGAGGUGUCGAAGGCGCCAGCGGCUUCAUGGCGUCAGUCCAGGACUGGUCUGCCGGCGCCAUUACCAAAAAGAUGCAGGCUUCCGCCGAGAAAUGGGGUCUGGCAGGCCCGAUCGGCUACAUCAUGGACUGGGUCGACCCGGACCCGUCCAUCAAGCCCAACUUUGUCCUCCGAUGGCUCCAUCCGGGCGUUUUUGACGAUUUCUCCACUCUGCGACGCAACAUCCCCGUCGAUCUUCCAGACCCGACGGAGACCUAUCCUGCCGAUUACGCCCGUCGCGCAUACUGGCCGCCGGAGAUGGCGUCACCGACUCCGGUCAUUUGGAUCCCCCGCGACCCGGCCGGCGUCAGCAAGCAAGAAGUGGAGCAUUGCCGCAAGGUCGUCGGGUGUUCAGACGAGGGCGCCGAACUCAAUGACAAGAACCGGAUCGAGGUUGAGCUUGAAAAGGCCCCGUUUUGGGUGCCUCGUGUUUUAUAUUAA